AUGAAAUUGAUACAUUCUGUGGCGAUUAUACUGAUCAGUUUAGCCUUGUUAGUCCAAAUUGAGGCACAUAUUUGUAUGAUCAAUCCAAAGCAACGAGGAAAAUUUGAUAUUUCCACUGCCGGUAAUCCAACCUGUUUUCGCCACGGUGAACCUUGUGGUGGACAAAAAUUCGACGGUAAAAUUAAGAAGCAUAUCACUCCUGGCCAGACCUUUUUUAUUAAAUGGCAACAAAAUUAUAACCAUUAUGAAAUUGGAUAUCCAGGCUAUAUGGAUAUUUCUUAUGCAGCUGGCAACGAUAGCAAACCGUUUGUGGUUUUAGCUGUCAUUAUGGAUUUUUACGCUUAUGCCCAAAGUAAUAGACAAAACUACACGGUACCAAUUACUAUCCCAAAUAUUAACUGUUCCCACUGCGUAUUACGUAUACGAUAUAACUCUCAUAAACCUGGAGAACAAACGUUUAUUCAAUGUUCUGAUGUAUCAUUCAGUCAUAAGAAGAGUAAUGAUGAUCAUCAUGAAGCUGAGGAGGAAGUGUAUCAAGGCUGGAAGGAGUGGCGAUCGCAAAGGAUGACGUUACCAAAGCAAGCAAGUGACUAUUUAAAAUUUGCUGCUUUAUUAUCUGAUCGAUUUUCUGCUGCUAGCUCGGGUAAUUACAUCUAUGGUAUUUCUGCAAGCCCUUUCGAUCUUGAUGAAGCGAAUUAUGUUAAAAUUGACACUGCUACUGGAGAAAUUAUUAAAUUAUCAACACUUAGUGCCCCAUUAACCAAUCAAUUUCGAGUAUAUUCGGCCAAGCAAGUUAUCGAUUAUGUUGCUAUUCAAGCGUUCUGUUACGUUUACAAAAGUGACAUGAUGUACACCAUCGUUCAUAAAGGGAGUAAUGCCGAUGCAACUGCUAAUAAGUUGUUUGCUAUCGACAGAGCAAAGGGCAACACUAAAGCAAAUGAUUCACUCGCUGCAGAAGCUGUAAAUAUUGCCCCGAUAAACGCUAUCAUGGAUGAUGAAGAAGGAGGAUUUAUUACUUUACAAAUAGUGAAAUUGCCGAGAAAACCUGGCUACUUUUCCUUUCUAGUGUCAAGAAUGAAUUUAAAACCUAAGCUCUUCCAACCAAUCAUAAAUUCUCAACCGGAAAAUUUAUACGUCAACUUUUUAUGGUCAACUUUAGAUACCAAAAAUAAAAUCUGUUAUUUACUCAUGGGGAAUGAAAAUUCAGCUGAUAAGUUGUUAGCAAAACUCUACGUUGUUCACUACGGAACUCAACCGGGGAUCGAAAUUGUUAACCUUAACGUAUCCAGAUAUACGAUAGGAGCCAUUCAUUUCUAUAAGAAAACUGGAGAGCUAUUGGCUGUAUCUCCUGGAGUUGCACCUCGAAAGGAUUUCAAGCGUGCACCGCAAUGGUACCUAGUUAGCGUCAAUCCUAAAAAUGGACACAUAACAAAGAAAUUUCAGAUUGCACCUAAUGGUGCAUUUAGACCUGUAUUCUCUGGAAAUAUAGCGAAUAUCGAUGAAAAGCGCGAUAAAUUAUAUUAUAGAUUCGAAGUUCUGGAUGAGCCAGCAGAUGUUAUUGCCUCAAUAGAUUUAAAAAACAAUGCUGUUUCAUACUCUAAGCUUGGCUAUUUUCGUCAUGUUAUCAAUUUGUAUUCUCCAUCUCAUUGA
Molecule: messenger RNA, 1650 nt
Organism: Trichoplax adhaerens
Lineage: Eukaryota; Metazoa; Placozoa; Uniplacotomia; Trichoplacea; Trichoplacidae
Exons: 3
Coding region: 1-1650 (549 amino acids)
Source: RefSeq, a predicted model, not a curated record